GGCCUGCGGACAGCUGCGGAUUUGGCGGAGCGCUCAGAAAGAAUUUCACCGUGUUUGGGGUUGCAUCUACCGCGUCGCGUGACCGCAUCAGAGUCCACAGCAAGUAAAAGGAGGCCCUUGGCAUCACAAAUCGAGCAUUUCAAGUACGAAUUCGAGUGUUUUUUGAGACCGGAAAGGUAGCUGGAAAAACUAGAGACCAGUGCAAAGUGGCGAAAAGUCGCGAUUCUGGGCGAAGCGGACUGCUAAUAUGCUGAUGUAGCAGCGAUUCAGUGCGCAAAUUGUCCAACGAAAGGGAAUUCGCCAGAGAAACAAGUUGUUGCUCCAGCCGCCGGGCAGAGAAAAAGUGCAAACAUCAACUUAAAACGCAAGCAAAACUAAUUGAAAUCAAACCAAAUUCAUACGAAAUGUCGCCAUUCAUGGAGAAGACGUUGUUGUUGUUAGGCGUGCUCUGCUGCAUACAAGUGACCACUGCCCUGAUGUGCUACGACUGCAACAGCGAGUUCGAUCCCCGCUGCGGCGAUCCCUUCGAGCCGUACUCCAUUGGCGAGGUGAACUGCAGCAAACAGGAGCCGCUGGAGCACCUGAAGGACAAGUACAAGCCCACCCUGUGCCGCAAAACCGUGCAAAAGAUUUACGGGAAGACCCGGAUCGUGCGAGGAUGCGGAUACAUCCCAGACGAGAACACCGACAACAAGUGCGUGAGACGCUCGGGAACCCACGACGUGGCCGCCAUCUACUGCUCCUGCACCAAGGAUCUGUGCAACGGAGCCAACUCGAAUGCUGGCCAGUGGAUGAUGCUGCCCCUCGUCCUGGCUGCCGGAUUGGCGCUCCUGCUGAACUCGAGGCACACAAUACGAUUCCAGAGCUCGUAAAUUGGGCUCGAACUAGCAUUUCACUGCGUACACCUGUACUUAUCGUUUUCGAGUUUGUUUUUAGUGGUUUUUCGAUUCAGUUCUGCAGUUGAUGCUCAUUUAAAUGCAUAAUUUACUUUAAUAUAUAUCAUUUAAUGUGUUCGUAAGCGUAAAACUAAUAAGAAUAAUACGGAAAUUAACCUAAAUUAUAUGUUCGCAUGCAUUAUAUAAAACAGCAGGAUUAAAUUGAAAAUGGUAACACACACUUUUGGGGGCAGUAAUAAAAGAACCUUUUUAAGCCUUUGUUCGAAAUUAAUUUUAAAAUACAGAAAAACUGCCAGUAAAUGUCUCCGCCUAAAAAAUUCAACCGUCGACCCUAAAAAAAAAGUCCUUAGUAAGAAAUGCAGAUCCAUGAUCUACUACGUAAGUCGUAACCCAAAAUAACUCAAAAUCAGCGACGUAGGAAUACCUUUUUGCAUGAGAUCGAGCGAUAAAGGGUUUUCUUACUCAAAAUUUGGGGAUUUAUUUAUGAAAACUCCGUUCUCUUUUGUUUUUACAAAUAUUUAAAUUUUAGUUUGUAACUGGGUGAAUCUUUAAAGGCUUGCCCUUCAAGAAACCUGAAAGUGCAAAUUUUAAAGAUGAACAUCUAUCUUUGCGAGAAAUUCUUUGCAGUAAAGAGGAUUAUUUGAUUAUUUUGUGUCAGGUAUAUAUGGGGAUUCUAUCAACCACCUCUGGUAAGGAAAUCCAUGCUAUCAUUUUGUUUUUAAGCUUUUGUUCGGAGUACUAGUCUCAAUACUUAGCAAUUGAACAGUUUUGUGUAAUUGAAGAAAAUAAAUGGGGAAGGGCAUCCUCAAAGGCAAACCCUAUAUGAAACCGAUUAGUGCAAGUUCUAAGGAUGAACACCUAUCUUUACGGCAAAGAAAUUGCAAUAAUUUGUAUUCAUAACUCAUUUAAAAGCAGAAAAUCAAUUUUCGUAACGAGGAAAUGAUAAGAGUAGCAUUGAAAUUUAUACAGAGUAAAUAAAUGAAACCAAAGGAGAAUCCAAUCCAUCAAAUACUAAAUACGAGAAGGGAAUAGUAAAGUUUGUCCAUCAUAAGCUUCAUGAAAACUAAGCCAUACUAUACAGCCAUGAUCCCUAAGAAACAUUUUCAACGGAUUUCCACGAAAUUCUGGCGGAAGUGGAGCUGCUAGCAUGGCUGAUAUACAUAAAUCUUCCUAAUACUUUAGACGGAAAGUGCAUAAACAUUUUGAUUUGUGUCCCCAAUACAAUUCUAACACAAAACCGAGGUACAGUCAACACAAAGCAUUGCAAGAUAUUAAUAAACAGAAACACUAGCCAACAUAUAAAAACCAGUUACAAACACAUCAUUUUGUGUAGAAAACAAAAACAAAGAUAUAUAUAUACAUAUAUAUAUAUAUAUAUAUAUACAUGAAAAAUUGCAUAAAUUAUAUAACAUUAUAUUUAUUUAGUUAAAUAUUAUUAAGAAUUAUAUGGAAAGAUAAUAAGAUAAAUACAGAGAGAAGCGAGAGCAUAUGUAGAUAAACCUAACUAAUUUUAAUUUAUAAAAUGAUAACAAACACUAGCCGUUGUAUCGUAAUAGUCGAAAAAUAAGAGAAUAAUUAAAUGGCGAAAAAGAAGGAAAUUUAAAAUCAAUACCCCAUUAACUAGUCGCAGUACUUAAGGUUCCACAACCAAACCGAUUAUGAUGGAUAAUUUCGAUUUUGUUCUGCAUCUGAAGCGAUUUUCCAAGGAAGUACCCAAACAAAACUAUUGCAACUCAAGCACAUCCAAAAAAAAA
This is a messenger RNA of Drosophila erecta, 2650 nucleotides long. RefSeq lists its product as uncharacterized. The coding region runs from base 405 to 872 and encodes 155 amino acids. NCBI's taxonomy places the organism in Eukaryota, Metazoa, Arthropoda, Insecta, Diptera, Drosophilidae. Gene Ontology annotation, biological process: regulation of synaptic transmission, cholinergic; positive regulation of voltage-gated potassium channel activity; sleep. The record is from RefSeq and is a predicted model, not a curated record. The transcript has 4 exons.